This is a messenger RNA of Bactrocera neohumeralis, 1261 nucleotides long. RefSeq names its product protein suppressor of variegation 3-7-like. NCBI's taxonomy places the organism in Eukaryota, Metazoa, Arthropoda, Insecta, Diptera, Tephritidae. The transcript is spliced from 4 exons. The record is from RefSeq and is a predicted model, not a curated record. Bases 233 to 1198 code for a protein of 321 amino acids. Gene Ontology annotation, molecular function: DNA binding.
GCGUCUAUAAUUGAAUUUUAAUUGUCUUGAGAAAUCACAUCCUUAUGACAUUUAAAAGCAAUCGAUAACAGCAUAAAUAUAUCGUUUGUUUUGAUUUUCAUUCCUAUAAACAAUUGCAGACUUAACUUUGUGUUAUAAACUAAAUAUUGUAAUUUUUUUGUUUUCAUUACUUAAAUUAAGUAUUGCAUAAAACGUAUAUUAAUUUGACAAGUUUUUCCAAAAAAGUAUUUUGAUGAGUGACAACGAGAAGAACAUGUCUACCGAGGACGACACGGAGGAAAGCUUUUCGCGAUUGCCAUUAAUAAAAACUCGUGUACGGAAAAACCUUGCGGAGUUGCGACAUCCUCGGCAAAAAUUUUGCGCUCGUUGGGAAAAGGAUUUCCCUUGGCUGAAAGCAGAUAAAGUAGACGAAUCUGUGGGAAUAUGCACAGUUUGUAACAAACAUCUUGUAUGUAAGAAAAGUCAUUUAGAGCGCCACCAAAAUUCAUAUAAACAUCAAAGACUACAGGGGUUUGAAUCAUUUGACACAGAAUGCGAACCAUCACAACCAAGUGCCCCAGAGUUUAUGGAAUGUGGAAAACGUGAAUUUAAUGGAGAGGAGCAGGAAUUUAGCCAAGCCAUUGAGUUGGAUCCAGAUUACAAAGUGGACUUUGACCGAGAUUCUGAAAAGCGAUUCAAAAAACACUCUGCUAAGGAUUUGAAAGCAUCACAGAAACAUCAAAAUGCAAAUGGUUCAGAAUCUAAUGAAAGUCAUUCUAAUAGGAGCUUCAAACUAGACCGUUUUAAACUGCUUAAAAGAGUUGACCGAGAUCGAAAUACUCUCAACGAAUAUUAUUUGAUAAGGAGAAAACAGCACUCUCCGCCUAUACAACAAGCUAAGGAUACGUUUGACUUAUUUUUUGAUAGUGUUUGCGCAACUGUAAAAACAUUACCACCGAAGCUGGGGGCAGAAGUGAAGGGUAGAAUUUCGCAAUUGAUAGCAGAGUUUGAAUUACGUGCAAUAUGCGAGAGGGAGGCUCAAGAAUGUAGUAUUACAAUGCCAUCCACAACGACUGAAGGUGCCACAAUGGUAGUAGCUGCCACCACAACACAUCCUCAAGAGGUUACAGCAUCUGUAACUCAGGAGUCAGCAGUAAUUGACCCUAAUACAGGAGUUCCACAUAUUGUUUACUCAUUUCAAACAAAAACAAAUGAAUAAAACACUUUUUAAAACAGAUCAGUCAAAUAUGAUAAAUAAAUUAAUGUCUUAAAAAAAAUUUAA